Molecule: messenger RNA, 2538 nt
Organism: Ustilago hordei
Lineage: Eukaryota; Fungi; Basidiomycota; Ustilaginomycetes; Ustilaginales; Ustilaginaceae
Product: related to CRZ1 - activator of stress genes
Exons: 2
Coding region: 1-2538 (845 amino acids)
Biological process (GO): regulation of transcription by RNA polymerase II
Molecular function (GO): RNA polymerase II cis-regulatory region sequence-specific DNA binding; DNA-binding transcription factor activity, RNA polymerase II-specific
Source: RefSeq, a predicted model, not a curated record
AUGACCUCCGUCUUGUCCACCGUGCGCAGUCACUUUCCGCAGCCCGGCAUGUCAAACGAUCCUCGUUAUCAAUAUGUCGAUCUCACCAGAACUCUCUCGACUCCUCCUUCCUCUUCUUCCUCUUGCUCUUCCUCCCUCCACCAAGCCGCAAUCGCCUCGGCUUCCUCUAAUGCCAUUCCCUCUACAUCCAUACUCGCGCUAGCAGCCGCCGUCACCCCAGCAGCCACCAUCUCCACCAACACCAAUACCAACACCAAUACCAACACCAAUACCAACACCAAUACCAACACCAACACUAAUACCAACACCAACACCAACACCAUGUCCUCCGGUCCAGCCUCUUCCGAGCUCAACUCCCUCUCUCAACCCUCCCUCAUGGCUUCCUCAGCUUCCGGUUCCGAUCCCAGCACGCUCUAUUCUGCAUCUACAAUACCUACCUCUCGCGCUUUUCACUUGGCUUUGGGCGGCUAUCAUCCGGUAUCCUCAUCACUGCCAGACCUCUCAGCCUCAUGCCCGCCCGAGCGACCUUGCUUCUCCACAACCGACUUUGAUGCCGCUGCAUUUGCGCCCAUCUUUGCCUCUUCCGCCACCGAUACAACGCUAUUUGAUAGCUCAUCGGCGCCCCUCUCCUUUCCUGUUCUCCCCGCAUCGCUUCUCGAUGAGGCGCCAGAAUACGAAUACUCUGUCCACACCCGCAUGAACGUCUUUGAGGCAUCCGACUACGGCAUCCAUCUCCCUUCCUUCACCUUUGCUCACGAUGGCACUCCUAUUCUCGACAGCGCUACAGAGUAUGGUCUCUGGUCAACAGGCCUUGGCGUCGGUGCAGCUGAUCUCACUGCCUCCUCCGCUUUUGCCUAUCCCCAAGACGACCUGGCUCCCAUCCAGACACAACCAAGAACCGCCGACUUGCACAUUCCACAGUACAAGUGCAACCUUGACCUCUCCACCCGGCCUGACGAAUCCUUUGACCUCUCCACCCGGCCUGACGAAUCCUUUGACCUCUCCACCCGGCCUGACGAAUCCUUUGACCUCAGCUCCGACUCGCUUCUUGCUCCACGCAGCAACAUGCCCCUCGCACCAACCACUCACAACCCCGAUGCACUCCUCAGCGCCAAUGCUGCCAGCAUCUCCCAUUUCGCAACAGGCUCGUCCGCAGCAGCCUCAUCCGCAGCAGCCUCAUCCGCAGCAGCCUCAUCCGCAGCAGCCUCAUCCGCAGCAGCCUCAUCCGCAGCAGCCUCAUCCGCAGCAGGCUUUGCCGACAGUGCUCCCUCUCUACUUCCACCUUCAGCCAGUCAGGUGCAACAGCGACAACCACAACAGACACAGCGACUCCCACUCGAUACAGAUGACAUGUACGAUUCCCAAGCGGGUCCAUCGCGAGGCUUGCACAGGAACCGAGAUGCUCUCUCGGCCAAUAACUCUCCUUACCGCCGAAGUCGUCCUACGCUCCAGCCUCAGCGUAGCUUGGUCAACAUGGCUGCCACCUCUUGUCUCUCUCCACCUGGCUUCAACCCUGAGCUUCGACGUCUCUCGACCGGCGCAGGCCUUGGCGGCGGUGCUGCUCGAGCUCCCAGCCGCGAUCCAGUGGUGCCUAGUCAGAACGUCGGUCGCGCUCGCCUCAUGAGCUGGCAGGGCGGUCGCUCCUAUCCUGGCCAACAGGAUUGGCAGUCCAACUUGCCUGAUCCAAAUAGCGGCAUCCGUGCCGAUCCUGGCUUUGCCCAUGGCAUGCCCGAUCCCAACGGUAUCGCCAUGCUCCCUGGUGGUGCCAACGGUGGAAUGAUGCACCCCUCCCGAUCCUAUGCCCAUGGCGUCCAUCCCUCCUCCUCCUCUUCCUCCUCCUCCUCUGCCAACUUUAUCUCCCAUCACGGCAUGAACCCACAGGCAACCGACAUGAUCAACGCCCUCGGCGACGCCAUGGACGCACGCAUCGACCUCGACGGUAUUGCCAAAUGCCCCUAUCCCAACUGCAACAAGACCUUUGCCAAGAACCGUUCCUACAACCUCAAAGCUCAUCUUCGAUCCCAUUCGCAACUCAAACCUUUUGCUUGCAGUGUCUGCCCACGUGCCUUUAGCAGGAAGCAUGAUCUCGAGCGACACAGUAGGGUGCAUUCCGGUGACAAGCCUUAUGUCUGCGAAAUUUGCGGUAAAGGUUUCCCAAGGAGCGAUGCUUUGAGGAGGCAUUGGAGAGUGGAAAAAGAGUGUGGUGAUAAAGCGGCCGCCUUGGAGGCUAGUCAGAGUUUAGGCUCCGCUUUGGGUGCAGAUGGCUAUGGCGGGCACGAGAGGAGUCCAGAUCAGCAGAAUCAUCAUUAUCACUAUCCAGGGCAGCAGCAAGAGCAGCAGCAGUCGUCAAGUUCAUCGGCUGGAGGCCUCUACGCACAGCAAAUCCAGCAGCAGAGACCGCAACAGCAAUUUGCUCAGCCGAUCCAACAGCAGCAGCACUACGUCGCUCAGCGAUGGGAUCCUGCUCAACAGCAGCAGCACCACCAGCAGCAGCAGACACAACAACAGCAACAGCAGCAGCAGUUGAGACGAGCUUAA